Molecule: messenger RNA, 765 nt
Organism: Aspergillus calidoustus
Lineage: Eukaryota; Fungi; Ascomycota; Eurotiomycetes; Eurotiales; Aspergillaceae
Source: the annotation of a GenBank genome assembly
AUGCCGGUCUACAGCCUUAUCAUCCAUACCAAUACCUCCCGCUACACCCGUGUUCCAGGCUGUGGCAUUCUCAUAACGCCAGAUCAAGAGACCGCCGACCUCCUCUACCGCUACCUACAAACCCAUCCGAAAGGCGAGAAUUUUACCGAACUCACAAAGCUUGAACGGCCGUCCAAGCAGGUCUGGCAAAUGCGAUCAAACGGUGAUUCAAUCUACGCCCGCGUUGAGAAGAUAAACCAUCCCGAUAUUGCCAUGGACGACGACAACCGCUUCGCCUGCCUCCCCGGGAACAUUUACGUUUAUGGCACAGGGGAAUUCCCCAGUAUCCCAUUAAUCCCACAUGACUCCUCGCCGGCACCUCUCAACCGCGGCGAGUUCCUCAUCCGGCGAUAUGGCUUUCCGGACUUCUACUGGUCCUACAGAGACUUUGACAGUAGGAUAGUGAUUUGCGACAGGCCCACCGUAUUCCGCAUCGAGCUGGUGGAUAGCAAGAUUGGCACUGAAACCGUGGGGACACCUAUCCUCAUCGCAUCCGACAAGGUGUAUAUCACGGCGAUCACGGCCACUGGCGAGCACAAGGUUUCGUACACCGUACUUGAUGAUGAUCUCUGGUGUCGUGGAGACCUGAAGGCCUCUGAGGCUAGAACAGCGGCUUCCGUGUUCAGGUUCGGCGCCUUCCAUCGAGGAUUCACCAGUAGUGGCGGUUACGUCAAAUAUUGUCAGGGCAAGGAUCUUGCUGCGGAGGAGUGGGAGCUGGUUGUAUAG